This is a messenger RNA of Choloepus didactylus (southern two-toed sloth), 5084 nucleotides long. It is a transcript of the gene HK2, whose product is annotated as hexokinase 2. The record is from RefSeq and is a predicted model, not a curated record. The transcript is spliced from 18 exons. Gene Ontology annotation, biological process: glucose 6-phosphate metabolic process; glycolytic process; intracellular glucose homeostasis. Gene Ontology annotation, cellular component: cytosol; mitochondrion. Bases 1 to 2751 code for a protein of 916 amino acids. Lineage: Eukaryota; Metazoa; Chordata; Mammalia; Pilosa; Megalonychidae. Gene Ontology annotation, molecular function: ATP binding; fructokinase activity; D-glucose binding.
AUGAUCGCCUCGCAUCUGCUCGCCUACUUCUUCACCGAGCUCAACCAUGACCAAGUGCAGAAGGUCGACCAGUAUCUCUACGACAUGCGUCUCUCGGACGAGACCCUUCUGGACAUCUCCCAGCGGUUCCGCAAGGAGAUGGAGAAGGGGCUUGGAGCCACCACCCACCCCACUGCCUCGGUGAAGAUGCUCCCCACCUUUGUGAGGUCCACUCCGGAUGGGACAGAACACGGGGAGUUCCUGGCCCUGGACCUCGGGGGGACCAACUUCCGUGUGCUCUGGGUGCGAGUGACGGACAACGGCCUCCAGAAGGUUGAGAUGGAGAACCAGAUCUACGCCAUCCCCGAGGACAUCAUGCGCGGCAGUGGCACCCAGCUGUUUGACCACAUCGCCGAAUGCCUGGCGAACUUCAUGGACAAGCUACAAAUCAAAGACAAGAAGCUCCCCUUGGGUUUUACCUUCUCAUUCCCCUGCCACCAGACUAAACUAGACGAGAGUUUCCUGGUCUCGUGGACCAAAGGGUUCAAGUCCAGUGGUGUGGAAGGCAGAGAUGUGGUGGCUCUGAUCCGGAAGGCCAUCAAAAGGAGAGGGGACUUUGAUAUUGAUAUUGUGGCUGUGGUGAACGACACGGUGGGGACCAUGAUGACGUGUGGCUACGACGACCAAAACUGCGAGAUCGGGCUCAUUGUGGGCACGGGCAGCAAUGCCUGUUACAUGGAGGAGAUGCGCCACAUCGACAUGGUGGAGGGCGACGAGGGGCGCAUGUGCGUCAACAUGGAGUGGGGGGCUUUUGGGGACGACGGCACGCUCGAUGACAUCCGCACUGACUUUGACCGGGAAAUCGACAUGGGCUCGCUGAACCCCGGGAAGCAACUAUUUGAGAAGAUGAUCAGUGGGAUGUACAUGGGGGAGCUUGUGAGGCUCAUUCUGGUGAAGAUGGCCAAGGAGGAGCUGCUCUUUGGGGGGAAGCUCAGCCCAGAGCUCCUGACCACGGGCCGCUUCGAGACCAAAGAUGUUUCAGAUAUUGAAGGGGAGAAGGACGGCAUCCGGAAGGCCCGCGAGGUCCUCACGCGGCUGGGCCUGGAGCCGGCGCAGGAGGACUGUGUGGCCGCUCACCGCAUUUGCCAGAUCGUGUCCACGCGCUCCGCCAGCCUGUGCGCGGCCACGCUGGCCGCCGUGCUGCGGCGCAUCAAGGAGAACAAGAACGAGGAGCGGCUGCGCUCCACCAUCGGGGUUGACGGCUCCGUCUACAAGAAGCACCCCCACUUCGCCAAGCGGCUUCACAAGACCGUGCGGCGCCUGGUGCCGGACUGCGACAUCCGCUUCCUCCGCUCCGAGGAUGGCAGCGGCAAGGGGGCAGCCAUGGUGACGGCCGUGGCCUACCGGCUGGCCGACCAGCACCGGGCCCGUCAGAAGACCCUGGAGCCCCUGCAGCUGAGCCACGAGCAGCUGCUGGAGGUCAAGAGGAGGAUGAAGGUGGAAAUGGAGCGAGGCCUGAGCAAGGAGACUCACACCAGCGCGCCCGUGAAGAUGCUGCCCACCUAUGUGUGUGCCACCCCCGAUGGCACGGAAAAGGGUGACUUCCUGGCCUUGGACCUCGGGGGAACGAAUUUCCGGGUCCUGCUGGUGCGUGUGCGGAACGGGAAGCGGCGUGGGGUGGAGAUGCACAAGAUCUAUUCCAUCCCACAGGAGGUCAUGCACGGCACCGGGGAUGAGCUCUUCGACCACAUUGUCCAGUGCAUCGCUGACUUCCUGGAGUACAUGGGCAUGAAGGGCGUGUCCCUGCCUCUGGGUUUCACGUUCUCCUUCCCCUGCCAGCAGAACAGCCUGGAUGAGAGCAUCCUCCUCAAGUGGACAAAGGGCUUCAAGGCGUCCGGCUGUGAGGGCGAGGACGUGGUCACCCUGUUGAAGGAAGCGAUUCACCGGCGAGAGGAGUUUGACCUGGACGUGGUUGCUGUGGUGAACGACACGGUAGGAACCAUGAUGACCUGCGGCUACGAAGACCCUGACUGUGAAGUCGGUCUCAUCGUCGGCACGGGCAGCAAUGCCUGCUACAUGGAGGAGAUGCGGAACGUGGAGCUGGUGGAAGGGGAGGAGGGGCGCAUGUGCAUCAACAUGGAGUGGGGGGCCUUUGGGGACAACGGAUGCCUCGAUGACUUCCGCACUGAAUUCGAUGUGGCUGUGGACAAGCUUUCCCUCAACCCCGGCAAGCAGAGGUUCGAGAAGAUGAUCAGCGGCAUGUACUUGGGUGAGAUCGUCCGAAACAUCCUGAUCGAUUUCACCAAGCGCGGGCUGCUCUUCCGCGGCCGCAUCUCGGAGCGACUCAAGACAAGGGGCAUCUUUCAGACCAAGUUCCUGUCCCAGAUUGAGAGCGACUGCCUGGCCCUGCUGCAGGUGCGGGCUAUCCUACAGCACCUGGGGCUCGAGAGCACCUGCGACGACAGUAUCAUCGUCAAGGAGGUGUGCACCGUGGUGGCCCGGCGGGCAGCCCAGCUCUGUGGCGCGGGCAUGGCAGCCGUGGUGGACAAGAUACGAGAAAACCGCAGGCUGGACACCCUCAAAGUAACCGUGGGUGUGGACGGGACCCUCUACAAGCUCCAUCCGCACUUUGCCAAAGUCAUGCACGAGACGGUGAAGGACCUGGCUCCGAAAUGCAACGUGUCUUUCUUGGAGUCGGAGGAUGGCAGUGGAAAGGGGGCAGCUCUCAUCACCGCCGUGGCCUGCCGCAUCCGCGAGGCCGGGCAGCGGUAGAACCCCUGGCCCCUGAUUAGGGGUUUCCUCGGGCUCCCCUCCAGCUCUGUUUCAGUUUUAAAUUAUAAGAUGCCACCCCCUCAUGUCAGAACAGACACCCUUGGCUUUUCCUUGGUGGAGAGGACCCUGCCAGGCUGGGUUUUGUCUCUCCCACUUCAGGACUGGGUGCCCCUGUCCUCACCUUCCCAAACUGAGACAAUUUGAAGUCAGGAUGUGUUUACAGUCUUCCCUUCGGUCCUCUUACGACUUCUAAAAAAAUUUUAACUUUAGUAACAUCCCUGGCAAAAAUGAAGGCACUGAUGCAAAAACACGGUUGAUCCCGCUAGAGCGUGAACUUGAUGUUUCCAGGUGGGACAAACCCCGACAUGGUUGCUGAUCAUCCAUUCCCACCUAAGCCUGACCCUCCUGCAGGCUGAACCUUGCGGGGUGGUGGCGGCAGGGGAGGGGCAUCCGCAGAUACCAGUGUGGGCGCCUCCCCCUUAACCUCAUUACAAACAGUUGCCCCAUGGCUUCCCUGCACUCCCAGGCUCCAGAUCCGAGGUGGGUGAGCGAAACCAAAGCCAAGAGUUGACUUGUUCUGCACACGGGCUGCUUGUUGCGUCUCCCGGUGGAUGCAUGGGAUUGUCCAGGAGCUGUGGAUUUUGGGGGGCAGAGUGGGCUUUUUUUUGUUUUGUUUGUUGUUUAAAUUUUUCUUGCAGAAGUGGUAUAACACUGUAUUUUCCUUUUAAUUUAUGUUUGAAACGUUACUUAGUUCCUGAAGUAGGUCUGCUCCUUCAUCUCGACACGGUACGCAAUGGUCAGUUGUAUGUAAAGUAUUUAUAUGUUAACUCGUUCUGUGUAUAGACAGAUGGACAAGGUGUCCUCAGACUGGGCCUUCUUGGUAGAUCUGUGGUCACAGGAUGGAAGAGGACACUGGCUGGUUGCUAUAAAUACCUCAUUCGCCUGUGGGGAAGAGAAGGGAAACCUCUUCAGGGUGAGUGAAUCUCAAAGCAGCUCGUUCCGGCUCCUCCUCCCCGUGGACUCGGGAAGACGGACAGAGCCACGGAGGCUGGGCUGCAGGCUGAGGACACACGGCGACUUGCUGCUCUUUCUAGAGACCCCUGGGGCAAUACUGCUUACGAUGUAACCAAAGGAACCAGGAAUCACUUCCAGUGGGCUCAUUUCUUAGAAAUCUUGAUUCUCCUCUUAGGGCAGGCCAUUGUGUUCUGAAGCUCUCUGGCAAGUUCAAAGAAGCCACCAAAUAUAUAUAUUUUAAUUGCAUCUAAUUGCUCAAUUACAAACUAAAACAGAACAAUUAAACAAACAAAUGAAACCUCAGGGACGACAUUUUUUUUUCUGGCCUAUUCAUGCCCUCCUAGCAAAUUUUACUUUGGGUUUGUUUUGAAAAUGGUUUACAACAAGUGGUGUCUGUGUACUUAUCCCAGCCAAGCCGGUGUUUGGCCUGCGGAUCCCUUUGUGUGUUUUUAUACACAGGAUUUAAUUCAAUCUCUACCCUCCAUGACCUGUUCAGGAGCCCAGUUAGUUCUGAAUCUGAAAUCUCACUUCUGCCCUACAAUACAUACACCCACAACCUACACCCACAUUAGACCUGAAUACCACAUGAAAAAGAGGGACUGACCUUGAAUAGGAUACUAGAAUCAAAGCAAAGAGGAAAGGAACUCAUAACUCUGUCGCACCCAAUUUUUGCGCAUUUAUUGGACACACUGAGAGCAGUGUCAUUUUGGGACCUAAGUGGGAACGAGGUGCAGUAACCAGGCUUUCCCGGACCCCCAGGGACACACAGAGGAGGGACGAGGGGUUGGGCCUUCUCACUUGUCCCAGCCUCACUAAGUCUGUCUCUGCUGUACUCCCCCAACCCCUCUCCCCCCAUCCCACUGUCUCCCAUCCACACUAAUUGAUCCAAAAUGUGGAUGUCUCAUAGUACACGAAAGCAGUAGACAACUUCUAGACUUGUGUAUCACUCAAAAAUGCCCACAAAAUAGAGAUGAAUUUUAACUUUUAAGCUUGAAAGUUAGGUACCGUCUAGGAAAUUACACAUUUUUUUUUUGAGGUAGAGAUGGGUGUGUAACUAUUAAAAAUGUGUCACUGGUUUCCAAAAAGAAACCCUGAACAAUGUUAUCUGAAUGUUUUGUUCCCAGACAGUCUCUGGCUGAUGCUGCUUUGCCUGAUGUAAAUAUAGUGAAUCUCAGUCUCUGGGACAUGCUGAAUAGCAAAUCAUCCCAAAUCCUCAAGCACUCAGUCUAGUGAAGAUGUCAUUAUGUAUAAUAAAAAACUAGUUGGAUUAAUUAUGUGAUGUUAACUAUUAUUAAUAAAUUUUAACAUUUCUCAAAAUA